ACAACGGGAUUCCAGCCGUCCCAGUCUCCUAGAGCGGCUCCGUCACACUCUUCCCGGGCCGGACCCACCCGUCCCUUCCGGUUCCGGGCCCUGGCCUGGACCCCGAACAUGGGCUUGCUGGAGGGCUGCGGGCUGGAUUUCUCCUCUCUUCUUUCUCCCGGCGAUGCCUGCGCACUGAGUGUGGCUGCCCGGAGCCCCGGGCGCUGCCCCCAGAGCCGAUUUUAGAUCUCUCAGUUGGUUGUGAUCUCCCUGAUGGAGCAAAGGGAAAAGUUGUUGGUACCAAAUCUUGAGGGCUCCAAGGAGAAAAAGAUCUUGAGAAGCUCUUAUACAGAGAAUAAGAACAGCCUGGAAACUCUUGCCCAGAAGUAUCCUAAAGAUGAGGAACCUAAAGAGAUACCAUCAGAGUGGUCUGAGAAAGAUGUUCCCCCAAACAUUGAGCAUGAGAAUACUAAAGAAAUUCCAUUAGGAAAGAACAAAGGGAUCAGGUUCUGGAGUUCUGAGUGGAAAAAUACUCAAGAAAAUAAUUGCAAAACAGAAACUCAGUGGGGUAAGCCUAUAGGACAACAAAGUAAAUCUAUUUCCUGGGAAUGGGGCUCCAGAAAAAACAUUGCCAUUACUAUCCAUCAGUCACUACCCAAAAGAGAAAAAUCCCACAAGUGUCUGGAAUGUCAGAAGAGCUUCAAUAACAUCUCUCACCUUCGAACUCAUCAAAGGACUCACACAGGAGAAAAGCCUUAUAAAUGUUUGGAGUGUGAGAAAUGCUUUAGUAACAGCUCCCAUUUGAUUCAGCAUCAGAGAAGUCACACAGGAGAAAAGCCCUAUCAAUGUAACAAGUGUGGGAAAAGCUUUAGCAGUACCUCACACCUUAUUAUCCAUGAGAGAACACACACAGGAGAGAAGCCCUAUAAAUGUCCAGAAUGUGGGAAGAGUUUCAGUAGCAGCUCACAUCUUAUUCAGCAUCACAGAUCUCAUACAGGAGAAAAACCUUAUGAAUGUCCUGUGUGUGGGAAAUGCUUCAGUCACAGCUAUGUCCUAAUUGAGCAUCAAAGGACCCACACAGGAGAAAAGCCCUAUAAAUGUCUUGAUUGUGGGAAAAGAUUUAGUCAGAGUUCUAGCCUUAUUCGUCAUCAGCGCACACAUACUGGUGAGAAACUCUAUAAAUGUCUUGAGUGUGGAAAAAACUUUGGUUGUAACUCUACCCUCAUAAAGCAUCAGAGAAUUCACAAAGGGGGAAAACCACAUAAAUGUCCAGAAUGUGAGAAAAAUUUUAGCUGCAUUUCAAACCUUAUUACACAUCAAAAAACACACAUAGAAGAGAAAUCCUAUGAGAGUACAGAAUUUGGUGUAAAUUUGAAUCACAGUUGUAACUCAGUAGAAUGCCAGAGAACUCAUCCAGGAGAGAAAAAAUAUAAGUGUGAGUGUGGGAAAAGUUUCAACCUUAGUUCAAACCUUAUUAGACAUCAGAGAACACACACAGGAGAAAAACCCUAUAGAUGUCCUAAGUGUUGGAAAACUUUCAGUCAAAGCUCCACACUGGUAAUUCACCAGAGAAUACAUACAGGAGAGAAACCAUAUAAAUGUCCUGACUGCGGGAAAGGUUUCAGUCAAAGCUUUAAUCUUAUCAGACACCAAAGGACCCAUAUAAGAGAAAAACCUUAUAAAUGUACUGAUUGUGAGAAAUCUUUCAGUCGUAGUGCUCAUCUCAGUCAGCAUCAAAAAAUGCACGUAAGAGAAACGCUCUUUCAGUUCCCUGAAGUUGAGGAAAAUUUUACUCAUGAAUGGACCUAGAAAAGCCGGGGAUUAGGAGAGGAGGAGAAGGGACAUGGACUUCAUUCACUUAUUUCCAAUUUCCAUAUCUCUUUCCUCAUGAAAGGAAGUUUGUUGUGAACUUUUCCUUUUAUUGAACCAUCAUAAUUAGGAUCUAGUAAAAAUUAGUUUACUGUUGAAUUUCUUUGGCUAAUCAUCAACUAUGAAAAAGAAAGCUAAGACCACUCUGCUUAGAAGAUGCAAAGACUCAAACCAACCAGGUCACGGAUCUUCCCAAUGACAAACAGCACCAAGAAUGGAAAGAAAACAAUUCUUUAUUUAAGGUAAGACAGAAAUAGUUCAGAUUAAUCCUAAAAACAAAUUUUAAGAAAAAAUAAACCUUAAAUCUUUUUUGCUUAAUUUUGCAUUUGAGGUAUAGGCAAACUGUUAUUUAUUCCAGAUGCCUUGCUGAUAAAAUGAUUCUGCUAAAGGACAGUGUGGUAUUUCUGGAGUUGGAGAAGUUGCUGACGCAAAAAAACUGUUAUAAACUUGAGCAGUCUUGUUCCUUGAAAAUUAGCUCUUGUAGAAUGUGACACAAAGUAAAUCAUAAAUAAAUACUAGAUAAAUCAUAUUUAUCAGCAAAGAUCUUUCAUGAGGCUGUAGGAAAUCUAGAACUAAAGGUUUUGUUCUCUAUUAUACUGUCUAGAGUAACAGAGUGUGUUAUAGAACAUUGGAUUGUAGGGCAGAAUACUACAGGGUCUUUUUAGUCAAUUAGGUUAGCCUAUAACCUUUUGAGAUGUAUUGCCACUAUAGCCCAGUAUCCCUAUCAAAAAGAAGCAAGAUUAGGAGCCUGAAUUCUUUUCUUGUAAACUAAGUUAUUAAUAGCUAGUAUUUUCUCAUCUCUGUGUCUUGCUUUUUGUAUUGUAUGGAGAUUUAGUGAAAUUGAGAACUAGGUUCUUGUAGCUAGCUCAAUGACUUAUGUCAAAUGGACAGAAUUCCAUUAUUAUUGGAGUAAAUAUUGCUUUAUCAGGUCCUAAUAAUACUUGUACCUCUGGUCUUCCUAAAAAAAGAAGCAGAGAACUGUGAUUUUUCCAUCUUUCCCUGUCCUAAAUAAGGACUUUUAUGGAAAAUAUAAACACUCACUUUGCUAAAUCUUUGCUUAUCUGUUGCAAAUGUAUAAAUGAUAAAUGUAGGUGAGAAGCCCCAAUUUAUAUCUUAAGGAGUCCCAAAUAUAUUUAAAAAGGAUUGAGGUGAAAAUUUAAAAUUAGGCAGAAGCAAGUUGAACUAUAGUAUUCCCAGAGAAACCCCUCCUUUUGCCAUAUUGAAAUGCAGCGGUCCCAUGUGAGCAACUCAGUUACACUGGAAUUGCUGCACACUCCCUUCUCACUGAGAUGGAGAUGAUACUGGGUGGUGACUGUAUUGUGAUUUUUUAAAUUGUCAAAUGAUGAAAACCAUUUCAAAAACAAGUCAAAUAAAGAUAUUUAAGAUGUGUUUCUUUUUUGAUAAAUUUGCUGCUUGCAGAGGAUGGAGAAGUAUUAGUGGGAAUAAAUUAUCUCAGUUUCAAUGAUUUAUUCCUUUCUAUCAUAGCUUUACAAAUGGUCCAUUACCUACAAGUCCUCCACUUUUAUGAUCAAGAAUUCUAAAAUUUCUUUAUCGAUUCAUAGCCUGUUAUAAUUCCUUCUCCCUCUGUAUCACCCCUCCUAAAUCCAUUAUUUGACUUUAAAUAGUCUCUGGUCUCUUCAUUCCUCAGUACCCCUCCAGGUUAUUAUCCCAUUUUGAUUUAUUUUCCUUGCUCAACAUUACUCUGUUGUCUACUUUUGAAUCCAUCUCUUUUUUGUUCUAUUGCUGAUCAUGCUUUUCCAAAUUCCAAUUAUGAUUUAUUU
Messenger RNA from Sarcophilus harrisii (Tasmanian devil), 3629 nucleotides. RefSeq names its product zinc finger protein 572 (gene ZNF572). Lineage: Eukaryota; Metazoa; Chordata; Mammalia; Dasyuromorphia; Dasyuridae. Bases 253 to 1788 code for a protein of 511 amino acids. Gene Ontology annotation, molecular function: DNA-binding transcription repressor activity, RNA polymerase II-specific. Gene Ontology annotation, biological process: negative regulation of transcription by RNA polymerase II. The transcript has 3 exons. The record is from RefSeq and is a predicted model, not a curated record.